Molecule: messenger RNA, 1809 nt
Organism: Botrytis byssoidea
Lineage: Eukaryota; Fungi; Ascomycota; Leotiomycetes; Helotiales; Sclerotiniaceae
Exons: 5
Coding region: 1-1809 (602 amino acids)
Biological process (GO): regulation of DNA-templated transcription; DNA-templated transcription
Cellular component (GO): nucleus
Molecular function (GO): DNA-binding transcription factor activity, RNA polymerase II-specific; zinc ion binding; DNA binding
Source: RefSeq, a predicted model, not a curated record
AUGUUACCAUUAAGUGAUUCCGAAGAGAUUGAUAUGACCUCGAGACCAGGGCAGGGACGGCAAGAGCGAGCUUCAAAAGCCUGUGAAGAAUGCAGGAGACGGAAACUACGCUGCGAUGGUCGAGAACCACAGUGUGGAGUUUGUCGUGAUGCUGGUGCAACGUGUGAAUUCAAUGCUGGUCGUGCCCUUCGGGGACCAAAAAAGGGUUACUUCAAGGAGCUGAAGGAUAGAAUUGUAACAUUGGAGCGUCAGCUUUCUUUACAGCAACAAACCAUCGAAGGAUACGGCCUACCUACUUCCAUUUUAGAUCACCAAGAAGAACCAGCGAUUUCUGGAGUUGUCAGCCCAAAGUCGACGUCAGAAAGUGAACAGCAGCGAGCUGGAUCGACUCUCGAAGACUUUAGCGUAUCCACUUCCGUCCCAGAUCACCUAGAAGGACCAGAGUUUUCUGGAGUUUUCAGCCCAUGUUCGUUGACCGUAGGAAGUGAGCAUUGUAUAGGGCAAAGAAAUUCCAUGUCAAAUUCUUCGAAUGACAUAAGCUCAGUACUCAAACUAUCAGUAAUUACCAACAACACCAUCCCUGCAUGGAUGCACGACGAAUUAGACCAACUAUACUUUGAUCGAGUCCACAAAUUUAUACCUCUACUUCAUCAGCGCCAGUACUUGUCCUGGUCUAAAAAAAAGACUGAGAAGACAUCACGUCUAUGCUUGCAGAGUGCGAUGUGGACACUGGCUACUUCUGUCUCAGUUCAGUUUCAGCAUCUACAAAAACAACUCUUUCGAGACACGAAGUCAAUGCUAGAGUCUUUGAGUACCGCCAAUGAAGAUCACUCACCCGCCGAUACCGAACAUGUACAGGCAUUGGUCUUAGUCGCAAUCUAUGAGUCAAUGAGAGCUCCCAAGCAGCAGGCAUGGAUCACCGCUGGACAAGCCUUUCGUCUGGUGCAGUUGAUGAAAUUCCAUGAGAUUGAUUGCCCGAGCGUAUAUGCCACUACUAAACCUACAAAGUCUUUUCUCGAGACCGAGGAACAACGCCGAGUCUUUUGGAUGUCUUACUUCCUUGAUACUCUCCUCACGAUGCUGAAUUGUUUGCCUUUGACAAUGAAUGAACACGUGGUAUUUAUACGUCUUCCAGCGCCUGAGGAGGAAUUUCAGUGCAGCCAGAACGUGCUAGGGAAAUUUCUUUCCGAAACGAUGGUUGAGCAAAGCCCACAUACACAAUCAAGCUUUAUUCAAUGCGUGAUCUUUGCAAGUAUAUGUGGGCGGAGCUUAUUCUAUGGCCAGCAGUGCAACCUUUCCAUGUUUUACGGAAGCGCGCCCUUAGACUACUCAAUCCAGUUUCAGUGGCUGGACGACAUGGUGACAACUAGGCUCCAGAUUCUGUCACAGUACAAUCCGGGCCCAACCGAAACGCAUGACCCCAUGCUCUUGUUCACAAGAAUAAUUGGCCAGACAGCCGUUAUGGCUCUGUGCAAGGGAAUGGAAUUAAAGUUGGCUGCUGACUCCGAUGGAGGGGCAUCUGUGGUGGCAUACCAGUUGCGAGCACUGACUGCAGCAGCUCAGAUCGCCAAACUCGCAAAAGCGCUGACCGAGUUUCCUAUUUUCAAGAUCCACCCACUGAUGCCGGUCACACUCGGCUUUUGCACUGGGCAUAUCUACGAGCAUCGAUUAUACCACGAGUCCUUUAAUUCCCACCUCCAAGAACUUUUAGACGUUCUCCGCCAAUUGAAGAACGUCAGCAACCCAAGUCAGAGUUAUGUAGACUUGUUAGAGCUGUCAGAGAUCGUUGGGACACAGGCCCUACCUUAA